UUUGACUUCUGAUCGUAGAAUGCCACGAGCUUCAAUCCGGCAUCGGCCGACACGACUAAAAGAACAGAAUGCCGGCUCGGAUUGUCGCCGGGAAAGUGAUCCGAAUACUUCAGAUAUCCGUAAAUAUGUAUCUUCCGUAUCGCGGGACUCUGUUCCAGUGGAACGUGAAAACUCAGCCUUGGGUUCGUGCACGGAGAAACGUCCCCGGACUUAUUCCGGAGAUAAGAUGGCUAAUGAGUCAAAGCGGAUGAAGAGCGAUGGUCAUCGAGACAAGACAUCUCAGGACUCCGGUUACAUCUCGGAAAUGUCCACGAUUUCUUGCGCAGAGCUCUCAACAUCGUGUCACACGUCCUCUCUUACUACUUCCCCUUCUCAUGCCUCUUCUCACGCUUCGGAGCAUGAAGACGAAGACAAUGAAUGGAAUCUUUUGAAAGACAGCGACCGGGUCUCCCAAAUAGCUAUCGAAAUGUUCUCCUCCUUCGGAUGGGGAGACUGUGAACAAGUCACUAGGUUCAUCUCACAGAAAGAAGAAAAGUACAAGCUCUUGCGGGAUCCGAACAUGAUGGAGUACCACGACGAACUCGAGCCGUACAUGAGGGCUAUUCUUCUUGACUGGAUGAUCGAGGUCUGUGAAGCCCAUCGCCUUCAUAGAGAAACGUAUCAUCUGGCAGCGGAUUAUUUGGACCGAUUUUUGUCAGCUUCUCGAGACGUGCCAAAGAGCCAGUUGCAGCUUUCUGGAGCGACUGCUUUGUUCAUUGCUGCCAAACUUGAGGAAGUCAUGCCUCCUCGGGCCCAGGAUUUUGCGUACGUUACUGACGGAGCUUGCACUGAGGACGAAAUCCUUCUCCAUGAACGCACAAUGACUCUGGACCUGUUCUUGCAAAUCGGCACAGGCAGAAAAGGAAAAGUGGAGGAAUUGCCCACGAUUCCGAACGCUUUGCCUUCAGAUAUUGUUGAGCUGAGUCGCUUGAUCGAGUUUUCGCUCAUGGAUCUUCGAUGUCAUCAGUUCUCCUAUCGUCAAGUCGCAGCCAGCGCCAUUUACUUGACGAAAAACGCUGAAAUGGCCAUUCGUGUUUCAGGUUUGAAAUACGAGGAUCUCAGGGAAUGCAUCACGUUCAUGGAGCCUUUCUUCGAUGUGAUUCUUCAAAACGGGCCUGCGAAGUGCCACUUCUUCGAAAAUUAUCCCCGCAAAACGGCCUAUGUCCUGCAGACAAAGAACACCAAUUACAACAUGGUGGACGCGGUGUGGAAGUCGUUGGCUGCCCAAGGUUUCAAGAACUUCGGAUACAAGUCUGAUACGAAGAAACGAGCUGCAGUCCGUUGAGGCUUCGACGUGAAUAGGACGACAUAAUUUCAGGUCAUGAUUUGUAGCCUCGGAAAUAUUUUUUUUAUAUGCUCUCUGUGUGACUUGAAUUUUGUACUUAUUUAAAUGUGUACAUGCGUGACUCGUUCAACGAUUUUCGUGGCAUGAUUUUUUUUCCAGCGUCUGAGCUCUUUGUAAUUGCCGCAGAAAAGCAAAGUGAUUUAAUCGACUUACGUGAUACAUUGUUCAAAGAAGGCUCAAUUUGCGGUAAAAGCUCGGUAGAGAAGGUUUUGAUCCUUGCUGGCAUUUUGAGUUCGUUCUCAGGUUCGAAUGUAAAAUGAUGAUGUCGUCUAGUCUCGCGCUGCUGACCGACCAGAAGUUUAUUGCUGGAACCGGGGGGUUGCGAAAAGAAAAAUUUAGAAAAGAAAAAUGGAUCGUAUUUUGAUGUGAGGAGCCGAAGGACUCGAAGUUCCAGGUGUUCGGACGUGUGCAUACCUUGUAACUUUUUUUUCCGAGUUGGGUGUGACUCCAAAGGCUGUUUUUUUUUUUGUCUUACUUCGCUGUCGUCGUAACUGACUGGUAUACUAUUGAAAAGGAGGAGAAGGCGUCUCCGAGGUUUUUAUUGAGUUGGACUUCAGAAUGUAGAUGAUGCGUUUCUUGGCCGACAUUUUUUUUCCUACUCGUUUUGUGGAUCAGCUGAAUAAAAGAUGUCCCAAGUAUCUUCAGUCAUGUACGUGUGUCUUGUUUCCAUUAUGGACUAUUUCUCCUGCCGCGAUGAAUUUACCUAUAAAGUGAAACAUUCC
Notodromas monacha is the source of this 2106-nucleotide messenger RNA. NCBI's taxonomy places the organism in Eukaryota, Metazoa, Arthropoda, Ostracoda, Podocopida, Cyprididae. The record is from the annotation of a GenBank genome assembly.